CAGACUUUCAUGCGCUAAAGACAGAAGAACCUCGGACCCUCAUUGUCGCCCGUUUUACAACUCCGUUGACACUAUUCACUCUGUGUAUCGCAAGUAUUCGGAAUAUCCUCCCUCGACCAAACCGCCGAAACAAUGCGGAAAACAGAAACACGUGUCUGCAAGUGUGGUGCGACGACGUCGAAUGAAGUUUGCCAACCCGCUGUGGCUGAAGCUGUGCCAAUUUUGCGCGCCUCGACUUGGACCAAUUUCCGUGGCUGAGCGUUGGGCUCUGGGGGCUGAAGAUGCAAGACAAAAGUUGCAUAUUCUCUGACGAGCGUACGGACCAACUUCUUUCCCCGAAGGCUAUUUGACAGUUCAAAGGAUGAACAUUAAUUCUUUUCCUCUAUUUCCCCCAGGUCGUCGCUCCGAAGGCCUUUCUCUCUUCCAAUUCUCGUCUGAGCUCGCACCAUGGGCAACAUCCUCAGCGGCCCGAACUCCCAGAACACCUUAGCCCUCUCAGCGCUGAUUAUCUCUCUCGUAGCUCUUCUCACGACAGUUCUCCAGGUCCUCCAACAAUACUACUCCAGUGCCGAGGGGUAUCGAAGAUGUGCAGAAUCUGUAAUGGGCCUCUGGGCCAAGGGGACGCAUCGGAAGCUACGCUUCCAAGAGUUCAGAAUAGAGGUGGUCUUUGAGACGCCAGUAAUGUUCACAGCACACCCGGACAACAAACGUGGCCCAAUUCAAGGCCGAGAAAUACAUUACAUUGACGGCACCGAUGAAUCGUACAAUAAUACGCGUGUUCUUGGGCCGCGAGCUCAGGAGAAGGUCGAGGCUGAGGCAACGGCGAGGGUACAUACUGCAGAUGAUGAACGAGCUUCUUGGGUCACUUUACUAUCAACUCUCCAGCUCAAAGAAUCCAUGUCAAGGAAAUGGGACAUCGAAUAUCGAAAGAAAUGCCCCCCUCGAACCCGACCUGGUGCGAUUGAGUCCCCCGACUAUCCUCUCGCAGUGGGUCUGCAAAGCAAGACUCGCUCAUGGGAUUUCAUUCCUUCGUCAAUCACAAAACCGUACGCCACAUCUGCUAUGUGUCAUUUGGUGGAAAUGAUGGCCAUGUUGGGACUCUACUGGAAAGCUUUUGAUCAGUCUACAUGGAAUUUGAGAGCUGAAGGUAAUGGAUUCAUCCUGACGUCGACCCAAGUUCACGGGCUCGGGGUUAUGGUGGUAUUUGCAACAACCGGAAAGUCAGCGUUUGAGGAGAGAAGGGUCAUCCCAUGCCCAGCUAUCAAGGAUUUGCCCUUCGGAACCGUGCCAAAUAUAUUCGAAGACGAUCUUUAUUUGAACAAGGACAAAGAUACACAAAGCUUGGAACUGGUGUUUGGGACGAUAGAAGAAGUUACAAACACGCUAGAGUCUCUGGGGUGCCAAGCGGAUGCGCUGAAGAAGUACAACAAGGACCACAAGCACAUUUUCUCUGUGGCAUUCGAAAUUAUUGGCAUGCUAGGAAAAGUGUUCCGCAUUCGCGGCAGUAACUUCAGAAUGCUCCCAAACCCAACCAGCGACCCGUGGCUGAAGAAGAUCGGUGCCAAAGCUUCCUGGAAGAUUACCACGCUGAUGGAAAUCUUCCAAGCGAAGCUCCAAGAGCUGAUCGAAAUCGAAGGAAUCGACUCGCUCGAAAAGGGCAACAAAAUCGCCACCAUAGCAAUGCAGUGGAAGCGGAUCGCAGAUUUGAACUGCACGGACGAAGCCAACCUCAGCAUCGAGGUCAGAGAAGCCAUUCACGACGCCAUCGAUGAAACAACAAGUUACCUCCUCUCAAUCAGCCAGCUCGAAAUUCUGAGUGUACUUGUCGCACACAUCACUAGAGUGCUAAACGUCCUCGCUGACCCUGUCUCGCCCCUUAACACCAUCGUCCUCGCCAAUAAAGAAGACUCCCUCCUCUCCUACUAUUUCUCCGAGAUCCGGCCCCUCGUCAUCCAUGACUAUCCCGCCGAAAUCCACGACAAUACCACCGGACCAAAGAAAAGAUCCUUGUCGACUAGUGAGAUGAAAAAGAAAGAGGAAGAAAGAAAUACGAUCUGGGUCACCUUGAUCUUUAGGAUGCUGUGCUGGCUGCUGUUGCAUGAUUUUGAUAAAAGCGAUGUGAAGAUUGUGCCGUCGGAUUUGAAAGGCUCGAGGAUGCCAGUGUACAUUGGAUGAGAUGUGAAAUUGCAUAUUAGAAGUAUUAGCGAGCAUUGGGUAGCGGGUGCAAUCUUGUCACUUUGGAUGGAGUUCAACGCAUUGUGAGUACAGAAUACCUUAAAUUGCAUAGUCUAGAAUUGUGCCAUUUAAUGAAAUGCUGGAAGAUUAUCUCUUUCCCUG
Hyaloscypha bicolor E is the source of this 2337-nucleotide messenger RNA. RefSeq lists its product as uncharacterized. The transcript has 2 exons. Bases 448 to 2175 code for a protein of 575 amino acids. Lineage: Eukaryota; Fungi; Ascomycota; Leotiomycetes; Helotiales; Hyaloscyphaceae. The record is from RefSeq and is a predicted model, not a curated record.